UCCAGCUACCUAGCCACCGUCUGAACAGUAUUCUUAGACCUUUACUUCUGAGAGGGAUUGAUUUUCUCUGGGUGCCAUGAAGGCACUACUAGCUUUAAUACUACUUGUUCAGCUUCCAAUUCACAGAGCUGUACCCGCAGCUCCCCCGCCUCCCUUGGGCUGCGAUGACCCAGAAUCUGAAGCAGCAGCUGAAGUAGCUGUGAAUUACAUUAAUGACCACAGCCACCACGGAUACAAGUUUGCCUUGAACAGAAUCGAGCAAGUCCGCGUGCUGCCGCAGGGGCCAAAUAAUGAGAUACUGUUUCUUGAACUUGACUUAUUGGAGACCACGUGUCCCAUUCUUAGCCCUACACCUCUUGCAAAUUGCACAGUAAGGAGCUUCACAGAACACGCAGUUGAGGGUGACUGUGAUGUUAAACUGCAGAACUUGAAUGGAAAGCUGUCUGUACUUGCUAGUAAAUGCCACUCACAUGCAGACUCACGUGAAGAUGUUCUGCAGCUCUGCCCUGACUGCCUGCUCCUUGCGAGUCUCAACAACACCGAGGUGUUAGCAGCUGUAACUGCUGCCCUCAAUGACCACAACAGCAAAACUCCUGAUGCCUACCUCAGACUCCUUGAGAUUGGAAGAGCCAAAAUACAGUAUCACCCCGUGCACAUGGUCUCUGUUGAGUUUGCUGUGGCUGCCACAAACUGCACAGCAGAAGAGGCUAAAGCUAAUCUGGAGGCUUGUCAACUGCUUCCUGAGGAUCAGUCUAAUUUUGGUUUCUGCAGAGCAGCAGUGGUAACACAGCCCAAAGAGGAUCUCCAAGUAGACUGCGAGCUGUACGGACACCAGCCUGGAGUUACCUUCUCUCACCCAGGUCAAGACACAUCAGCAGGACUGGUACCCAGCCCUGGACAAGGCUUCACUAACCAUAACCUCAGACUUUCCCACAAUAGCCCUGUUGCGUCUGAAUCUAGCUCUUCAGAGUUUCCUUCUUCUGUGCUUUCAGCAAAAUCCGUAGCAAAGAGAGCAGCUCCAGAGGUUGCUCAGCAUGAUAAAGUACCUCGCCCAGUUGGCUUUGUGCUUCCUCCUCCUCCAUGCCCUGGCAGGGUUCGUUAUUUCAAGAUAUAGGCUGUGUUACAGCCAUGGCAGGACAGCUAACUGAAGGAUCGGCGUGCAGCAGCAGCAUCAACACCCGGAGCACAACAUCAAGUGCAAAUAGCUGAGAAAUUGACUCUGGGCCCCACUGAAUUUCACCCUCCAGAGAACAGAGCCGAGGCCAGGAUCUUGCAAAGGCCUGCUACAAAAUAUAGGGGACUGAAACAUAUGGCAGUUGUUUUCUUUACGUACUGGGAUGCUCUAGGUAAAAUACAGCAAAAAUUGUUUCAAUGAAACUGUUGAAAGAGCUAUACAACAGUUGUAGCUUUGUGAUAGAAACACCAGCUGAAAGAUUACUUCACAAUAAAAUGUUCAACAAAAAUG
This is a messenger RNA of Oxyura jamaicensis (ruddy duck), 1465 nucleotides long. It is a transcript of the gene AHSG, whose product is annotated as alpha 2-HS glycoprotein. Gene Ontology annotation, biological process: negative regulation of endopeptidase activity. NCBI's taxonomy places the organism in Eukaryota, Metazoa, Chordata, Aves, Anseriformes, Anatidae. The transcript has 7 exons. Bases 77 to 1114 code for a protein of 345 amino acids. Gene Ontology annotation, cellular component: extracellular matrix; blood microparticle; extracellular region. Gene Ontology annotation, molecular function: cysteine-type endopeptidase inhibitor activity. The record is from RefSeq and is a predicted model, not a curated record.